This is a messenger RNA of Hymenoscyphus albidus, 1681 nucleotides long. The record is from the annotation of a GenBank genome assembly. Lineage: Eukaryota; Fungi; Ascomycota; Leotiomycetes; Helotiales; Helotiaceae.
GUUAAUUUUCAGGUUGAAUUCGUAGGAGGUGGUGAUUCGAGGGGCAUGGCCAUAGCUAACAUCUAGCAACACUUGUCUUGGGAUUAUUUUGGCAAAGGACUCUGUGAGAGAGCGAGACAGAAGGGUACGGAGUACUUGUACAAUGCACAAUAAGCAAAUCCCACCCAAACAUGAAAACGCAAGCUAUUUACUUGUCUACUCCGGAUCGCACAGUACGGAGUAGAAGUGAUUUGCGGCUACCGGCACCUACUGCGUCCCCUCUGGCCGGGGGGGUAGAAUAGGAUGCACGUGCGUAGCCUAGCCAGCGGCUCCCGUCAUCUGCAAGGACGAGGCUGCAAAAGCAUACGGAGGUACAGUACCGUAGCAUAUCAAGCCGCGACUGGAGCUCGAGCAACCAAAUCAACCUCCUCAACAUCAAACCUCACGGCCUUCCAUCAAGAUAUUUUGCGCCUUCCCAUCUACGACCAUACCUACACCCACAUAUUUCUGCAUCGCAUCGCACCGCCUUCGCGCAUCCUCUCGAUCGAUUUGCACAGCUCCACCGAUAUCCGCAACCCAUCUCAACAAUUCGCGCGCAUCCUCCUCCGAGUACUGCCUCCCCUGCCCACCAUCUUCAAGAUGUCUGGCAUCGACCAGCGCGAGCUAGAUAGCCGACUCAAGUCUCUUGCGAAGGCGGUACAAGACAAAGAGCCUGCGGAUGUCGUUACGUCAAUUCUGGAGUCAUUGAAGAAGGAUGUGGUACCAACAGAGGAUCUGCUUCGGGUAUGGCUUUCUCCUUGUUAUGCACAUUCCACAAAGCGCAUUACGUGCCAUCAAAGGCAAUGAAGCUAACAAUCCGCUGCUCAGUCGACGAAAGCUGGCAUGAUAGUGUCUAAGCAAAAGGGAAACCCAAAUAAAGAUAUCGCCAGGCUCGCAACAGAGAUCAUUUCAAAGUGGAAGAAGAUAAUUGGCCAGAACAAGCAAAAGACAAUGGCGCACUCGACUCCCACCAACGGUGCAGCUUCCUCCCCAGCUCCAGCACCCACCACCGCUGAGAAAGGUUUUACUGGUGACGUUUCAAAGCGACGAUGGAAUAGCGAGAAUGUCGAUAUCAAGCGAACCCAAAAUCCACCACGCGAUAGCUGCAUCGGUCUCAUGUACAAUGGCCUUGCCUUUAUGUCUUCUGAGCCUGCGACUCAGAUCCUUAUUAAAGCACAGCACGUCGAGCAAGCUGCAUGGGAUAUCUUCAAAGGCGAUACCCCCGAAUACCGAAGUAAACUCCGUUCACUUUUUCAAAAUUUAAAGAACAAGGACAACCAGGAGCUGAGAACGAAGGUCUUCUCAGAAGAAAUUUCGGCCAAGAGUUUUGUCACAAUGACUGAUGAUGAGUUGAAGUCGGCCAAGAGAGUUGAGGAUGAUAAGUCUCUCGAACAGGAAAAUCUGCGAAAAUCUGAGGUACCCACCGCGAAGAAGAGUAUUAGUGAUGCUUUGAGAUGCGGACAAUGCAAGCAGAAGAAAGUCAGUUAUAGUCAAGCUCAGACUCGAAGUGCAGAUGAACCGAUGACUACCUUCUGUGAGUGUACAGUUUGUGGUAAUCGUUGGAAGGUACGUUUUUGUCUAUCCUUCCUUACUCCGAAUGCCCUAACGAUUAUAGUUUUCUUAAACUUUGUCUGCGAAUUGAAAGUUUUACUGCAUUUUUCCA